This is a messenger RNA of Apodemus sylvaticus (European woodmouse), 321 nucleotides long. Its product is annotated as zinc finger protein 431-like. The transcript has 3 exons. Gene Ontology annotation, biological process: regulation of DNA-templated transcription. NCBI's taxonomy places the organism in Eukaryota, Metazoa, Chordata, Mammalia, Rodentia, Muridae. The record is from RefSeq and is a predicted model, not a curated record. Bases 1 to 321 code for a protein of 106 amino acids.
AUGGCCUGUUGGUUGAGAAGGGGUUCUCUGCCUUUUGUUGAGGACUCAGUUACAGAUAAAUCUGGAAGAGAAAUGCAGAUGGGAAUUGGCAGAAGUUACGGACAUGGGGAGAGGAAGCUGCUCAUUAGAAAUGCAGUGACCUAUGAUGAUGUGUGUGUAAACUUCACUCCGGAAGAGUGGACUUUACUGGAUCCUUCACAGAAGAGUCUCUACAGAGAUGUGAUGCUGGAGAACUACAGGAAUCUCACUGCUAUAGGCUACAGUUGGGAAGAUGACAAUAUCAAAGACUAUUUUCAAAGUUCUAGAAGACAUGGAAGGUAA